Messenger RNA from Cooperia oncophora, 228 nucleotides. The record is from the annotation of a GenBank genome assembly. Lineage: Eukaryota; Metazoa; Nematoda; Chromadorea; Rhabditida; Trichostrongylidae.
AUGAUCACACUUUCAUUGUUGGCUGGCGUUUGUAUCUACUGGGCUGUGCAAAUCAACAUUACGCUGAAGAAGUCAUCAGUCAGCAACCAAGCAAAAGCGAUGCAACGCCGUAUGAACAACUUGCUUGUGGUUCAGACAGUCUGCCCACUUCUGCUGCUUCAUACACCAGCAAUGGCGCAGUAUGUUUUCAUGUUCACGGGCAGUACAACCGGUCCGUUGUACCAGUAA